Molecule: messenger RNA, 1083 nt
Organism: Mesorhabditis spiculigera
Lineage: Eukaryota; Metazoa; Nematoda; Chromadorea; Rhabditida; Rhabditidae
Source: the annotation of a GenBank genome assembly
AUGCGCCGAUGCGAUGGGCGCUUUGUCUGGGGAUUCGCCCUCGGAAUCGUCAUCACAUUUCUAUUUAUAGAAACCAGAAAUCACUACAGCCCACGAAUUCUAGAAACACAAAUAUCAACAGAUUUUGCAGAAGAGCCAAAUGACGAUUCGGAAAGCCAUUUAAACGACCCGCAACUCGUCUUUGAUCAACCCCAAAAACAUGCUCAACACGGCCAACAGCACAGCCAUGCCAAAAAUGCCAUCAGCGAUACCCUAUUCAACAAAGUAAAAAUAUUAUGCUGGAUCAUGACACAUCCGACGGAGAAGAAUAUUAAAAAGGUGACUUCCGUAAAUGAAACCUGGGCACAGCGAUGCAAUAAAGUUGUCUAUUUUAGUACUUACAAAAACCUUGGCUUAGAAACCGAGGACCUUGAGUUCCAAGAGGGCCGUAAUUUUUUAUGGGAUAAAACAAAGCGGGUGUUAUUACAUUUGCAUAAGAAAUACGGGGAUCAAUUCGAUUGGUAUUUUAAAGCGGAUGACGAUACCUUUGCUGUCAUGGAAAAUAUGCGCUUUAUGUUAAGCGCCUAUGACCCGGCAGAACCUCGUUAUAUUGGAUGCAAUUUUAAGUUAAAUAACAUAUUUUACAAUAGCGGUGGGGCUGGCUAUGUAAUGUCGAGAGCGGCAAUGGCCAAGUUUGCGGAUAAUUACAGUAAAGAUCGGAGGUGUCCACCGGGUACGGGAGGGCCUGAGGAUUAUAAUUUGGGGCGCUGUAUGAAUGCGUUCGGUAUUAAUGCGACGGAUUCGAGGGAUUUACAGGGUCGUCUUCGAUUCUUGCCACUAUCAGCUCAAUCCCAUUUCGGCGAUCAUUUGCCCAGCUGGCUGGAAAGAUACGUCGUCCAUGAAUAUCAUCACAAAGCGGCCUGCUGUUCGGAUCUAGUCAUCACCUUCCACUAUAUCACCCCGGAUGUGAUGUAUUUGCUCGAAUUUUUCACAUAUCAUUUGCAUGUUUUUGGGAGGGAAAAUGACUAUUCGAUACCAUCCACUGUCCCAAAAGAAGGGCUUUACGGUGAAAUUCAGAAAAUCAGCAGAUCGUUUGGCCAAACC